ACAGGAAUAAUGGGCGUUGAUUUGGAAACAUACCGUGGCAGAAUUGGCACACACAAACAUUUGUGCGGUCAGGAUGUUAUAACAGUAACGUGUAUUAUCAGCUUCAGCAGUGGUCUGAAAAGAAUCGGUGCAGUCUUGUUCAUUGGUGUUUUACUUCUAAAAGCUGGAAUUGAAUCAAACCCAGGACCGGGAAGAGCUUUCUCGUCCUAUUUAUUUAUUGCGAUCGUUUUUGCGGCAGUUGGGUUGUUAUUACAAGGCACAGAAUGGAAAUUAUCCGCAUUUUUCUUGAUGUUUAUGCUGUUUGUGAUUGGCGUUGUGACUUAUUGGUAUGAGCAAAAUGCACACAAAGAGGCAAAAGGGUCAGGCCCGAAAACCAAUGAGUUUAGAUUUAGUAGAUUUAGUAGCGCAUUGCCUAUUGGAACAUGA
This is a messenger RNA of Mercenaria mercenaria, 426 nucleotides long. RefSeq lists its product as uncharacterized. NCBI's taxonomy places the organism in Eukaryota, Metazoa, Mollusca, Bivalvia, Venerida, Veneridae. The transcript is spliced from 4 exons. The record is from RefSeq and is a predicted model, not a curated record. The coding region runs from base 10 to 426 and encodes 138 amino acids.